CCCACACAGACACACACGAGGCCAACAGAGUGUACUGUAUCAGCCUCAUUAUGAAUAAAAAUAAUCCUCAGCUUGUGCUCUGAAGCAGAAGUUACGGUGUUAAAUAGAAUAACUUGAGAUUUCAGUAGAACAACCAAACAGCCUAAAUAUAAUUACUACACUACUUCAUAAUCAAACUUACACCAGACUAAUGCUGUGCUACUGUAUUUCUGCGGCUCCCACAUACAUCUGUAGAUUGAUCUAAACAAAGCUGGUCAGCAGAACUUCAAACUGCACCCAGAGACAUAGCAAGAAGUCUAAAGUCUCACCAGGGGCCUCUACAGGCUGCAAUAUUUAUUACACACUACAACAUUAAAGUGUUGCAUAGAACAAUCUUACAUGCAGUGGUGUAGGAAAGCUUAUAAAGUGCUUAAAUGGUAAUGAUUUGUCCUCUGGGGAGCAUGAAUGUGCUCAGUAAAUGUCCCUGUAAUCUGUCCAUCAGAUUUAGAUAUUUCUCUUAACCAAAGGGACAAUAUGGCCUAACUGGCCUUAGAUGAAAGAUCUAUGGGUCAACAAAUCUGACAUUUGGAUCAAUCCUCUGGGGAUCAUGAAUAUCCACAGUACAUGUUAUUGAAUUUACAUGGCCAAUAGCUUCUAAAAAUAAUUUAUGGAAUUUUGGAUCAAAGCAAUAAGUCAAGAUGAAACUGACCAGACUGUGACACUGUGUGAAAGGUCAAAAGGAGGUCUGCAAAAUCAUCCUCUGGGCAUCAAAUUUCAUGGCUUCUUUGAGAUUUCUCAUUAUGGACGGAAAUGUCAAACCCACUGACUGAAGAAGUGACUGACAGCACCAUCCUAAGACCUCGAUGCAUCUUUGAGUUUGUAAGAAAAAUAGACAGUGUCUUUCUGAAAGAGGGAUCUGGAUAGGGCUGGAUAAAAAACAUAUUUUCCUACUAUGGUGUCAUUCAAAGUUAAUGGACAAGGAAAAAGAGGUGGUUCAGUGUUAAUAAUCAGUUGGACCACCUGAUUUAUGGUAAUCUGUCUGCCAGCAAAUGAUCUGUUAAAAGUUCAGUUUCUGUAGUUUCUUUCUCUGCCUUUGACCUUACUUUUAGAUUCAUUUGACCUUCACAAAAUCCAAGGGAAGCCACAUAUGUUUCAAGUCAGAUGACAUGACAGAAAGGUCAGAAAGCAAAAGUCACUUUCAGCUUGAACCUAUCACACAGACAGCAGCGCUCGCUAACAGUCGGGUGAGAUAAAGACUCCUAACAGAUGGCUUGUAAGUUGACAUUGUCUCUGUGUUUCACAUGCAGACUUGGAGCAAGAUGGCUUCUCCAAGAUCCCGUUCUUCCAUGGCACAGAACCAAAGAACUGCCACUCCUAGGGCUGUAUCGCUCUGAUAUUACACUUAAUAAGCUAACUUGCUGCAUCUAAUACUCAUUUAAGAGCUACAGUAUCUUUUAAGUUGAUUACUGUAAAACGCUACCUUGCACUCAUGAGCAAGAUAGCGCAGGUUAAUAAAACAUGAGUCGAUCAUUUAACUGCGACAGUUAAGAGACAGAAAUGUACUUUAAACCUGUUGUCUCUUUAUGCAAAUGAGGUUGUUUGCAGUUUUGUUAGUUUAACAUGAAAGCUAGUGCACAAUAUGCCUUGGAGGUCCUGUAAAUAAUGGAAAUUUCCAGAAAAGCAGUACUCAUGUCUGUCCUCCUGCUGUCUCAUAGCUAGGCUGGGACUCAGGACAGCAGGACAGCUGCCGUCUUCCUAUAGUCCUAUAUAGUUAUAUACUUUCACGUUGUAUCUUUCCGGAUCCACAAAAGACCAGGACAUCACAGCACUGUCAGCAUCACACCACACUGAAUAGACAUGGAUUACACUAUUCGCGCAGCCAACGUGGAGGACUGCAAGGACUUAACACGGAUGAUCAUGGAAUUGGCUGAAUAUGAUAAAGUCUCAGACGAAAUGACAAUCACAGAGAAAGACUUGGAGCAAGACGGCUUCUCCAAGAACCCGUUCUUCCAUGGAAUCAUUGCUGAGGUUCCUGAACAGCACAGAACCAAAGAAGGCCAUACGAAGAUAGGCUAUGCGCUUUACCACUAUUCCUACAGCACACUGGGGCGCAGGUCUGUGUUUAUGAUGGAGCUGUAUGUGAUGCCUGAGUUCAGAGGGAAGGGCAUCGGUAAAGCACUCAUGAGCAAGGUAGCGCAGCUGGCCCUGGCUGCCGGCUGCACCGUGCUCAACUUUAUCGUUCUUGACUGGCACAAAUCAUCUCUGGACUUUUACUUUAAGCAGGGCUGCAUCAACGCCACGACUGACUUGGGCUACCACUGUAUGAUCUGCAGUGGAGAGGAUUUUGAGCACCUGGCCCAACCUUAACCCAACACCGGGCUCACAACCUCUUGAUCUUUGUAACCAUGAGGUCGACUCACACAAUGCGGGGAUAGAGCGCCACUCAGAGGCACCGUUCCAAAACUUGACAAUCAUAUUAUACAUGAUAAUGGUGGUAGAUUAAUCGCUCAAAAUACUCAAACAAAAGGGUUUUUAUUUCACAUACAAGUAAACAAAAGCAGGCUUCUCAUUUCUAGUUAGCUAGUGUUAGCUUAUUGAGUUGGCUGAAAACUGAGUCUCCAGUCAAUAUUUUGAUAUUUUCAGCUCUUAUUUUAAAAUGAGAAUGUUGUAAAAUGCACAUGAUGGCUACAUACUACAGCAGGGUUUGUCUUGCAGUGUAGAACUAAUUAGAUAAAGUAAAUUUAGAUUGGAUAAAUAAAAAAAAUAUAAUAAUUUA
Thunnus maccoyii (southern bluefin tuna) is the source of this 2755-nucleotide messenger RNA. RefSeq names its product thialysine N-epsilon-acetyltransferase-like. The coding region runs from base 1837 to 2346 and encodes 169 amino acids. Gene Ontology annotation, molecular function: N-acetyltransferase activity. The record is from RefSeq and is a predicted model, not a curated record. NCBI's taxonomy places the organism in Eukaryota, Metazoa, Chordata, Actinopteri, Scombriformes, Scombridae. The transcript is spliced from 6 exons.